GUGUCACUGUUGGCCAGUGCGGAGAAGGGAUGCCGCCGGCUGCGGCGCCCGCGCAGUGCAGCUCCGAUCCGUGCUGAGAGAAGCAGAAGCGAUCCUGCCAGGCUCCAGCCCGCGUUCCGACCGGCGGUAAAGAUUUCGCAUACUUGUUUUUCUCUGGUGUCGAUUCAGCUGCUUGGGAAGCCUAGUCGUCUGCAAAACACGCUUCAGGUCUGCGGAGAAUGGAGGUCCGAGCGGCAGCGCGGGGCCGAGGAGCCGCCGGGCGGGUCGCGCUGCUGGCCGUGCUGCUGCAGCUGUGCUGCCGGGCGGCGCCGGAGCGGAUCCGCUACGCGAUCCCCGAGGAGGUGGGCAGGGGCUCGCUGGUGGGGCCGCUGGCUCGGGACCUGGGGCUGAGCCCGGCCGAGCUGCCGGCGCGCCAGCUGCGGCUUGUCUCUGGUGAUGAAAAGCGAUACUUCAUUCUUGAGGAAGGGAAUGGAAACCUGCGUGUAAACGAGAGGAUAGAUCGAGAGGGCAUCUGCGGGGACAAGGCGCCUUGUGUCUUCAGUUUGGAAGCUGUCGUGGAAAACCCUUUCAAUAUAUAUCACGUGAGCAUUACUAUCCAGGAUAUCAAUGACAAUGCGCCGCGCUUUGACAAAGAAGUUGUUGCCAUAGAAAUGAUCGAGUCCACUCCUGCCGGGACGAGGUUCCCACUGGGCAGUGGCAGAGACCCCGACAUUGGUGUGAACUCGUUACAAAACUACCAGCUUACCCACAAUCCGCUCUUCUCCCUUGUAGUGAAGGAGAGUUCCGACGGGAGGAAACAUGCGGAAUUGCUAUUGGAGAAAAACUUAGACCGUGAAAAACAGAAAAGUCACAAUUUGAUUCUGACGGCAGUGGACGGUGGAGAUCCAGUCCGAUCUGGAACCGCCCAGAUUAAGAUUGAUGUGACGGAUGCAAAUGAUAAUGCACCGGUGUUCACCAAAGAGAUCUACAAGGUUCGAGUGCCAGAAAAUCUUCCAGAAGGCUCCUUAGCUUUUCAGGUGAAAGCCACUGACGGUGACGAGGGUACAAACGCAGAAAUCACUUAUUCUUUCAAUGACAUCACAAGCCAUGCUCGCCAGCUCUUCAGUCUGGACCCCAAGACAGGGGACGUGAGAAUUACCGGUCCCCUAGAUUACGAAGAUGUGAAAUAUUAUGAGGUAACUGUUGAAGGCAAGGAUGGAGGUGGGCUCAGCGCACACACCAAAGUGCACAUAGACGUUAUAGACACGAAUGACAAUGCUCCAGGCCUUACCCUCCUGCCUAUAUUGAACCCUGUACCCGAAGACUCAGUCCCGAGCACAGUCGUGGCUGUGAUCAACGUUCGUGACAGGGACUCCGGAGUAAACGGAGAAGUGACCUGUAAUCUCGACGGUGACUCCCCUUUCAAACUAGAAGCGUCAUCAGAGAGUACCUACAAACUCGUAAUUGAAAAUAUCCUGGACAGAGAGGAAGUGUCUGCUUACAACAUCACAAUCACUGCCACGGACCGGGGCAGCCCGGCGCUGUCGAGCCGCGCGGAUCUGGUGCUGGAGGUGUCGGACGUGAACGACAACGCGCCGGUGUUCGAGGAGGCCGCCUACAGCGCCUACGUGCCCGAGAACAACGCGGCGGGAGCGCCGGUGCUGCGCGUGAGCGCGCGGGACGCGGACGCGGGAGCCAACGGGCGCGUGAGCUACGCGCUGGCGGGCGGCGGCGCGGACGCGGCGUUCGUGUCGGUGCAGGCGGAGACGGGCGCGGUGUUCGCGCAGCGCUCGUUCGACUACGAGCGGUGCCGCGAGUUCGCCGUGGAGGUGCGGGCGCAGGACGGCGGGACGCCGGCGCGCAGCGCGACGGCGACGGUGCGCGUCUUCGUGCUGGACCGCAACGACAACGCGCCGCGGGUGCUGUGGCCGGCGGCGAGCGGCGGAGCGGGCGCGGGCGCGGUCGCGGGGCCGUUCGAGGUGGUGCCGCGCUCGGCAGAGGCCGGCUACCUGGUGGCCAAGGUGGUGGCGGUGGACGCGGACGCGGGGCGCAACGCGUGGCUGUCGUACGAGCUGGUGCAGGCGCCGGAGCCGGCGCUCUUCCGCGUGGAGGCGCGCAGCGGCGAGGUGCGCACGGCGCGGGCCGUGUCGGAGCGGGACGCGGCCAAGCAGCGCCUGGUGGCCGUGGUGAAGGACCACGGGCAGCCGGCGCUGUCGGCCACGUUCUCGGCGGCGGGCCCCGCCGUGCCGGCCGACUUCUGCGAGGGCACCUUGCCCUACUCCUACAACCUGUGCGUGGCGCCGGGCCGCGCCGUGGCCGAGGGCGCCUGGCUGCUGCCGCCCGCCUUGCUGCCCAGCGUGCCCGCCGAGGAGCCGCUCAGCGCGGAGUCCUCCGGGAAGCGGAGCCCGAUCGGCAGCGCCCGCCCGGGAGAGCCGCCCGAAGACCUCCGUGCACCGCAGGUCAGUAAGCCCGUGAAAUCCUUAUCUCUGAGUCUUUCUUAACUCGCACCUACGGUAGUGGGCCCUUGGUUUUCCUUUGUCUGCUUUGAGUGGAGCUGAUGGUUUUUGAUUGAAAGAGUAGAAACGUCCUGUAGUGUUCCUUCUUAACGUCAGGCAGCACCCAUGGGUAUCUCCUGCCCCAUCGGAAAUCACACGUGUAAGUGGAUAUAUUGUGGCCCUUAAACCUGUGCCGUGUAAAAAAGUAGGACUGUGAUGAAUGUGAAUCCCAUAACAUCUAAUGAGCCUUUCAGUUUGUGCACAUCGACUUUGUCAUUUGGAUUUUUGUUCAUUUUUGGAGCACAACACUCCCUCCGCCUCCCUCCCCAAUUUACAGUCGAGUUUAUAAUAAGAUUGUUUGUUGGGGAUAUGGAUUCCACUGGAACUAUGUGUGUGUGCCUGUGAAUGGGUUAAAAAUGAGGUUGUAGAAAUAUCUUACAGGUUGUCAGAAGCCCUAAUUUCAGAAAGAGGCCCAUGAGAAGGGGCUUUAACUUAUAGUUUCUUUAUUUCUGUGUGCUUCCUGCAGUGAUCCCACUUUGACUGCCAUCUCACUCUUUGUGUUAUCAAGUUCAGAUAUCUUCCCAAUAGCACAUGCUUGAUGUGUGGAGUGACAUUGUCCUGAAACAGAACAUUAAUGACCCCAUAUGUACAUUCUCCUUUCCAAUUUAAGCUCUUCACAACCCUUCUACACACUGACAUAUUGAGAGAAGGAAUGUCCAGGUUUCCAUUCAUGAAAUGGUCUUUGUGAACAUGGAGGGGAAACAGGCUGGGCAACUGGUGCUUUGAUACAGUUUUCUAUCAAGAAAUAUUGAAGACAAUCCUAAAAGCAGUGUUGGUAUUCUGUGGUGUGGUUCUUUGGUGUUCUGUGUGUGAAGGGCUUGCGGAGGAAAGAGGAAUCCUGGAACUUUGGUCUCUCAAGAAUGGUAUAGGCUUUGCUCCAAGGUACAUGCUGCGGCACCAGCUCCAAUGUGUUCAUCACUUGAAUCUCAUCUUGCAUAAUAUUUGGUGAGGUUGAAGAAUGAGAUCUGAAGAGUGAUAGCGAUGUCCCUCACUUUUGUAGAUUUCAGGUUUUUGCACUGUUUGUUGUCAAAGCACAAACUAGGCCUCAGUGUUGGAAACCUUAAAAUUUGGAACAUCUGUUAAUAACUGUGGAACUGGGGGAGCUCUUUCCAUACAUAGCUUCAAGGUAUACUACGGGGAGGAAAAAGGCUUUGAUUAACUAAUGUUUCCUGAAAAUGUCGCUGACUGACAUGCUCUUGCCAGUAGGUGAUAAAUUGCUUGAAGUAGGAUAUCGCGCCUCGAGUAACUAAAACUGUGCAUGCAGACCAAGGAUGGUGAGUGUCUCAUUUUCCAUGUGGAAAAUGGGUGUGCCAGCAAUGAUACUGUUUGGACAACUUUGGUUUUAUAGUUAGUGCCAAAGCCUGCAGUAUCUAUGCAUCAUUUUAUCCUUAUCACUUCACUGGCUUGAAUGGUAACCAUAAUAUUCUGACUAUAAUUUUUUUCUACAAUAGCUAUGUGGAGUGUUGAAGCAUCUUAUAAUUCUCAUGUGAAUCCUCAUAAAUAUACUUUUAUCUAGUUGUAUAAUUGUGAUUUUUCUUCAUAGCUCUAAUUCUGUUCUCAGGCCUUAGUUCCAAGGGCCACUGUGCUCCAUGUUUUCCAUUCCUGGAUAGGGCUUUUGCAUUUGAAAGUACCAGAGUUGUAUUGCAGUAAACCUUAGUGUUUGACAACAUCUUGACCACCUGAGGUUAGAAUUUAAUGUCUGAUUAAAGUGAAACAGAAGCUAAAACAGAAUCUCUCAUGAUUUAUCGGAAGAUGUAGAGUGAGAAAGUGUCCCAUAUUAAGGUCUUUAUGCUUACAGUUUCAUAUUUGUUGGAGAUGAGCAGAAAAAUUGUUUAAAAAAAUGAUGAUUGCUGCUGAAAUUUUCUUAACAUGACAUCUCUUAAUAUGUAGUCCAGAGAAAACUUUAGGGUCUUGCUUUCAGCUUAAGACCUCAGUGAGUUGCAGGUGCUCUGGGAAUGAAUUUUGGAACCCGCAGAGAAGACCACAAUGCCUUCAUGGUUAUUUCUCUGCCGCACGUCCCCCCUUAAUGUUUGCUUGAGCAGAUUGUCUGAUUGUAUCUUUUCCUGAUUUUUGCCAUACAGAUGUAUGUUGAGUUCUAAGUAGCAGCAUCACUUUCUUGAACAUCAUGCUGUGUUCACAUGUCUUGCUCAUAUGGGUCACUGUGUGUUUCCACAGAGUUCCAGCUGGUACAGAAUUCCAGAAGUGUGAGGGAUAUUUUGUGUUGUAUUCCAUUUUCAUUUUGGAGUAUCAAAUGCAAACAUUGUCUUAGUAGAAAAGAAGCGCGUGUGUGGAGCAGUGCAGGAGCUAAAAGGAGUGGGGAUCCCACUCCAAACACGUUUACAGUAAUCCAGCGUCUGCAGUGGAGGAUGUCUCCUUUAUCUUGUUCUCCUUAUAGCAUUAGUAUGCUCUCCUAAAUUGUGGGUAGUGUACCUCCGUUCUUGCCAUAUGAUGAUGGUGUGGAUUUGGUGGAAGGUAUUGGCAAAUGGUCAAUUCAGCUGUUCCUUUGUUGAGAUGUCCUUGCAAAUUAUGAGCAUGAAAGAAAAGAACUGAGGUUGUGAGAGGUGCCUUAAUUCCAAGGACAGUACCAUUUGUGCUGCGCUAUGAUUCUGGCUUCUCUGUGCUGAAAGGCAACGUGUCAUUAGACAAUAAAAUCACUGAACAAAACUGUGUAUGUGGAUUGACAAUACACGGGUGGAACAGUUUGUAAUUCCCGAGUGAAAUCUCAUUUCUUCAUUCAUAUGUCCCCGUAACCUUAUGGUAUAGAGUUUGUUCUUCAUUGAAAAUGACAUUCCCAGGUUCUUUUUGGUCAGCACGAUGGCUGUCAUGGAAGGCAGGAGGUGCGAGGUUACUCUGGGAGUAGCAGAAGUCACAUCUAUGUGGAGCGCAGUAUGUGCUUAAAGGGGAAAGGAGAUCAUCCCUAAGCAUACAUGCAGUCUUUGCUGAAGGAGCACUUUGCUUCCCCUUUGGCUUUGCAUAACUCCCCUGCUUUCAGAUCUUUAUGUUCUCCGCGGAAAGGUGUUGAGCAGUCAGAUAGAUGCCCCUUGAUUCUGUGUAAACAGCCAUGGUGUGAUCGUGAUGCAU
Messenger RNA from Numida meleagris (helmeted guineafowl), 5615 nucleotides. Its product is annotated as protocadherin gamma-B5-like. The record is from RefSeq and is a predicted model, not a curated record. Gene Ontology annotation, biological process: homophilic cell-cell adhesion. Bases 219 to 2480 code for a protein of 753 amino acids. Gene Ontology annotation, cellular component: plasma membrane. The transcript is spliced from 2 exons. Gene Ontology annotation, molecular function: calcium ion binding. Lineage: Eukaryota; Metazoa; Chordata; Aves; Galliformes; Numididae.